GUGAUUAGAAGAUUUAUUAAUAAGUAGUUAGGAUGCUGCAGCGCCCGGCUGCUUGGGGAAAUCUUCUGGAUCAUGCCGAGGACUUGCGGAAUAUCCUUGAUCCGAUCUGAUAAGAUCAUUUUCCCGGAAAAAAGCAGUCAUCGAUCCCGAUAUUGCUCUCUCUUCUCCAGUUUCUUCUCCCACAACCACCACCAAUUGACCUUCAACUUGUAUUGGUUGGCGUCUAGAAUUGGACUGUGGGCAGCGUUUGCACUUUCUAACCUACAAUAUGGCUUGCCGUAUCGCUGCACAGCGAAUCCGGCCAUGCGCUCGAUCCGCCAGACAAGUCGCGGAGCUUGAGUCACACCAAUGGAGGUAUGCAUCAACGAAGUCAGGGGCAGAGCAGGUCCAGAAUACGAAGCAAACAGCAUCCCAUCAUGAUCCAGCGCCCAACAGCAGCUCCGCAGCCUUCGUGGGCCAGCGAGCUCCCUUCAUGGUCCCAACCUACGUACGACCGACUCCCGUAAUAGAUUCCGGAAAAGGGUGUUAUUUAUGGGACAUGGAGCAACGAAAAUAUCUAGACUUCACAGCUGGAAUUGCCGUUACAUCACUGGGUCAUUCUGAUGCUGGGGUUGCGGAAAUCAUAUCGCAACAGUCUAGGAUGUUAAUUCAUGCAUCCAAUCUCUACCACAACAAAUGGACCGGCACCCUCAGCCAGCUCCUCGUCACCUACACCCUUGAGUCUGGCGCGAUGCGUGGCGCGAAGCAAGCAUUCAUCUGCAACUCUGGCACCGAAGCCAAUGAAGCGGCCAUCAAAUUUGCCCGGAAGGUCGGCCACAGCCUCGACGCGUCCGGUGCUAAGCACGAGUUUGUUUCAUUCUACAAUUCCUUCCAUGGCCGCACCUACGGCUCUCUGUCCGCCACACCAAACCCCAAAUACCAAGCCCCCUUCGGGCCUAUGGUACCUGGCUUCAAAUACGGCAAGUAUAACGAUAUCGCCCAAAUCCCAACUCUCAUCAACGAGAAAACCUGCGGUGUGAUCGUCGAACCUAUCCAGGGCGAAGGUGGCGUGCAUACAGCAACACCUGAAUUCCUUAGUGCCCUUCGCUCUCGCUGCGACGAAGUUGGCGCCAUCCUCAUCUUCGAUGAGAUCCAAUGCGGCCUCUCUCGCACCGGCUCCCUUUGGGCGCACGCACACCCCGUCCUCGAACCAAAAGAUGACUCAUUACCCGCGCACCCAGACAUCCUCACCACAGCCAAGGCGCUAGCCAACGGCGUCCCCAUAGGGGCUACUCUCAUCUCUGAUGCAGUCAGCAAGCAUAUCAAGGCAGGCGACCAUGGCACGACGUUUGGCGGGAACCCGUUGGCUUGUCGUGUGGCACAACACGUGCUGACCCGUCUGGCGUCUAGCGCCUUGCAAUCUGCCGUGCGCUCGCGCGCCGCGACGUUCCGGUCAGGGCUGGAGCAGUUGCGAAAACGAUUCCCAGAAGCUGUUGGGGAUAUUCGCGGGCGCGGGUUGAUUUUGGGGUUGCAGCUUGCGGAUCAGUAUAAGGGGGUGUUCGGAGACAUCGUGACCGAGGCGAGGGAGAGAGGGUUGCUAAUCAUUACGGCUGGUGAGGGGUGUUUGAGAUUCGUGCCGCCGUUGAUUAUCACGGAUGGGGAGAUUAAAGAAGGAUUGGAUAUUUUGGGAGAGGCGAUGGAGCAAGUGUUUGCGAGGGCUGCUUGAGGCUUUUUUUUUUUUUAACAACCGGCAAUUCGUUAUAAAAGGAUUCUUUUCAGGGAUAGAUAAAAAAGGUUUUGGUUCCUUUGUGAAAAUAAUAAUUUCAUCCGGAUUAUUUUAGUAUCUUCUCCUUUAUUCAUCAGAGUAGCAUUACUUUGACUCGUUAGGACGCCGAAACCCGCGUCCCCUGAGUCAUCCAUAGAAUACUACUUACUGGUAUCCCAGAAAUCUUACGGUGUGGCUUUGCUACUAUUAUUACAUAGAAGAGUACAAUAUAACUACAAGCCUUUAUCAGCCAGGAUCGUACGUAGUCUGUUACAUGCAAACCAUUAAUGUAAAUAAUUAUUAGGCCGUUUCUCUGAGAAAACCAACAAAUCUCACGCAAAUUGGCGCGAAAAGAAAAAAAUAAAUAAGAGGCUACCCGUUAGUUACAUUACUCUAAAU
Messenger RNA from Blastomyces gilchristii SLH14081, 2143 nucleotides. RefSeq names its product acetylornithine aminotransferase. Gene Ontology annotation, molecular function: identical protein binding; transaminase activity; pyridoxal phosphate binding. Bases 269 to 1705 code for a protein of 478 amino acids. The transcript is spliced from 3 exons. The record is from RefSeq and is a predicted model, not a curated record. Gene Ontology annotation, biological process: arginine metabolic process. Gene Ontology annotation, cellular component: mitochondrial matrix. Lineage: Eukaryota; Fungi; Ascomycota; Eurotiomycetes; Onygenales; Ajellomycetaceae.